Molecule: messenger RNA, 2760 nt
Organism: Hipposideros armiger (great roundleaf bat)
Lineage: Eukaryota; Metazoa; Chordata; Mammalia; Chiroptera; Hipposideridae
Product: zinc finger protein 709-like
Exons: 4
Coding region: 192-2225 (677 amino acids)
Biological process (GO): regulation of DNA-templated transcription
Source: RefSeq, a predicted model, not a curated record
CGACGCACCCAAGCGGCGUCUACGUUUCUUUUCGCUCCAGCGGUGCUGGGGCUCGCUUGGUGUUCUUGCCUUAACGGUGUCUGGUGGUCCUGCCUCAGCCUUUGUCGCGCUGUGAUCUGCAUUGUGAUCUGCGCUGGUCGUGGGAGUCGUAGGAGUCGUAGGAAGGACUCAAGGAGACCCAGGAAACAGAAAUGGACUCAGUGGCCAUUGAGGAUGUGGCUGUGACCUUCACCCUGGAGGAGUGGGCCUUACUGGAUCCUUCACAGAAGAAACUCUACAGAGAUGUGAUGCGGGAAACCUUCAGGAACCUGGCCGCAGUAGGUAAGGAUGACAAGUUACCGCCACUUCGUCAAUUAGAGAACAAGUGUUUCUUGCUUAUCGACAUUUUUCCAAGAUUUGGAUUGUGGAAAGGGAAAAAAUGGGAAGGUCAUCAUAUUGAAGAUUUGUACAAAAACCAGGGGAGAAAACUAAGAAGUCAUAUGGUAGAGAGACUGUGUGAAAGUAAAGAAGGUAGUGAAUGUGGAGAACACUUUAGCCUUAUUCCAAAUAUGAAUCUGAACAAGAAAACCACUGGAGCAAAACCACAUGAGUGCAGUACAUGUGGAAAAGUCUUUAUGCAUCAUUCAUUCCUUAAUAGGCAUCUCAGAUGUCACACUGAACAUAAACCAUAUGAGUAUCAGAAAUAUGGAGAGAAGCCAUAUAAAUUGAAGAAGUGUGAUAAAGCUUAUAAUUAUCGUCAAUUUUUUGAUAAACAGGAAAAAAAUAAUGGAGAGAAAAACUAUAAAUGUAAGGAAUGUGGGAAAACGUUUUGUGUUCGUACAUCCCUUCAAAUACAUAAAAGGAUUCACACAGGAGAAAAACCCUACAAAUGUGAGGAAUGUGGGAAAGCCUUCAUGUGGCAUACAGCAUUUCAAAGACACAUGAUAAUGCAUACUAGAGAUUCUCCUUAUAAAUGUAAGGAAUGUGGGAAAGCCUUUAAUUGUUCCACUUCAUUGCAAAUACAUGAAAGAACUCACACUGGCGAGAAACCCUAUCAAUGUAAACAGUGUGGAAAAGUCUUUAGAUAUCAAAAUACUUUUCAAAUACACAAAAGGACUCACACAGGUGAGAAACCAUAUGAUUGUAAGCAAUGUGGUAAAGCAUUCAGUUGUCCCAGUUCUCGUCGAAAACAUCAAAGAACUCACACUGGAGAGAAACCUUAUGAAUGUAAGGAAUGUGGAAAAUCCUUUGGUGAACUCUCAGGCCUUCGAGUACACAUGAUCACUCACACUGGAGAAGGACCUUAUAAGUGUAAAGAAUGUGAGAAAGCGUUCCUUUCUCCCAGUUCAUUUCGGAUACAUGAAAGGAUUCACACUGGAGAGAAACCUUAUGAAUGUAAAGAAUGUGGUAAAGCCUUCAGUUAUUACUCUUCUUUUCAAUCACAUGAAAGAAUUCAUACUGGAGAGAAACCCUAUGAAUGCAAGGAAUGUGGGAAAGCCUUCUCUCGUCAUCAAACCUUAAAAAUACACAUGAGAGUGCACACUGGAGAAAAACCCUAUAAAUGUAAAGAAUGUGAGAAAGCUUACAGGUGUUACCUUUCCUUCCAAAUACAUAAAAGAAGUCAUACUGAAGAGAAACCCUAUGAAUGCAAACAAUGUGGUAAAGCCUACAAACAUUACAGUUCCUUAGAAGCACACAAAAGAAUUCAUACUGGAGAGAAACCCUAUGAAUGCAAGGACUGUGGGAAAGCCUUCUUCCACAACCAAACCUUAAAAAUACACAUGAGGCUGCAUACUGGAGAGAAGCCCUAUGAAUGUAAACAAUGUGGGAAAGCCUUCAGGUAUUACUUUCCUUUCCAAAAACAUGAAAGAAGUCAUUUUGUAGAGAAAUCUUAUGAAUGUAAGCAAUGCGGUAAAGCCUAUAGAGAUUACAGUUCCUUAAGAACGCACAAAAGAACUCAUACUGUAGAGAAGCCCUAUGAAUGUAAACAAUGUGGUAAAGCCUUCACAUAUUCCUUUUCCUUCCAGAGACAUGAAAGAAGUCAUACUGAAGGGAAACCUCAUGAAUGCAAGGAAUGUGGGAAAGCCUUCUCUCGUCACUAUACCUUAAAAAUACACAUGAGACUACACACUGGAGAGAAGCCCUAUGAAUGCAAACAAUGUGGUAAAGCCUUUAGAUAUUCCUCUUCCUUCAGAAUUCAUGAAAGAAGUCAUGAGAGAAAUCCUGUGAAUGUAAGCAGAAUGUAAGCUCUACAGAGCUUACAGUUCCUUAGAAACACAAAAGAAUUCAUAUAUGAGAGAAGCCCUAUGAAUGUAAGAAAGUUGGAAAAGCCUCAGAUGUUAUCAAAGUUUUUGAUGACAUGAAAGAAGUCACACAGGAGAAAAACCCUAUAAAUGUAAAUAAUGUGGUAAAGCCUACAGAUAUUAGAGUUCCUUACGAACACACAAAAGGACUCACAGGAUAGAAAUACUCUAAAUUUAAGCAAUGUGGUAGAGCUUUCAUUUCUCCUAUAAAUUCACUUCUAAAUACAUGAACUCACACUAAAGAGAAAUUCUGAGUGUAAAUGUGGUGAAGUCUUCAUUUGUCACACAGCCAUUUGAAGAUAUGUGAGAGUGCACAUUUGAGAGACAUCAUAUAAACGUAAAGAAUGUGGAAAGACUAAUCAUCUCAGUGUUUUCCAAAGGCAUGAAAGGACUCACUGGGUAAAAAUUCUUAAAUGUAAGCUGCGUGGGAAGCAUUUUCAUUGGUCCACAUCCUUACAUGUGGAGACUCCCACCAAAC